Molecule: messenger RNA, 830 nt
Organism: Piliocolobus tephrosceles (Ugandan red Colobus)
Lineage: Eukaryota; Metazoa; Chordata; Mammalia; Primates; Cercopithecidae
Gene: CEP15
Product: centrosomal protein 15
Exons: 6
Coding region: 311-691 (126 amino acids)
Source: RefSeq, a predicted model, not a curated record
CGGGCUCGGUGAGUGGAGUCGGACCGUGGAUGGGUGCCCUGACUGCCUUGACGGUUGCGCAGGGGCCUGCAGGACCGCUGGGGAAGAUGUUGUUAACGUAAAGAGCCAGGUUGAUGAGGAAGGUUCAUGAGUCCUUUGGGUAUAAGCGGGAGUUGGGGCGGCCGGAGGACAGAUGACUCAGAGAAGGGCAAGCACUUUCAGCUUAUAAGCCCAACCAGAUGAGUUGUCUGCAGUUUUGGAGGCCUUCAAAGCAUUUCACUAGACCUCUGUCUGUAUCGGUCCAAUGUCUUUAGCCAAGCUUUGAUUAAAGAUGACUUCCUUGUUUGCUCAAGAAAUUCGCCUUUCUAAAAGACAUGAAGAAAUAGUAUCACAAAGAUUAAUGUUACUUCAACAAAUGGAGAAUAAAUUGGGUGAUCAACAUACAGAAAAGGCAUCUCAACUCCAAACAGUUGAGACUGCUUUUACAAGGAACCUUAGUCUUUUAAAGGAUAUAGAAGCAGCAGAAAAGUCACUACAGACCAGGAUUCACCCACUUCCACGGCCUGAGGUGGUUUCUCUUGAGACUCGUUACUGGGCAUCAGUAGAAGAAUAUAUUCCCAAAUGGGAACAGUUUCUUUUAGGAAGAGCACCAUAUCCUUUUGCUGUUGAAAAUCAAAAUGAAGCAGAAAAUACCAUUCAAAAUGAGGCAUAGCGAUGACUUCUUCACGUGCUAUUUCAAAAAGCCUGUUUAAUAAAGCUUAAUGUUAAGGUGUAUGUAGGUUAUUGCAGGAACUUUAGGAAUUAAAUAUGUUCCUAUUCUUCCAUUAUCUCCUAAGUGGCAGUGAAGAUAU